UGAAUUGUCAUCAUGACCCGGGAUAUAUACCGAUGUAGACGGGCUCGGUCAGAACUUCCUAAAGGAGCGUCGAGCCCCCGAUCAGACAACUCAGCCCAACCGUGGUAGGUGGUCUGAAAGAGUCAUGGGUCGUCCUGGGAUUCAGAUGUGGACAUGGAAGCUGUGUGUCUUCUUGAGCUGGAUGUGCGUGGGCCAGGCGGCGGCAGGACCGCAGUACAUGGUAGCCAUUCCUGCAAUUCUUGAAUCUGGCGCUGAGACCAGAUUCUGUGCCAGUCUCCUGGAGCCCAGCGAGACUCUGGAAAUGAGCGUCACUCUGAUGUCCCAAGAGGCGAAUACAACCCUUCUGGAGAAGACCUCCAGUGUAGAAUUUCAUACCUGCAUUGACUUUAAGGUUCCUUUAGUGCAGGAUGAAGUGGUGCAGGACUUUGAGGUGGAGGUACGAGGCGACACGUUCUACUCUAAAGAAGUCCGAAAAGUUAAGAUCAAAGUCUAUCGACCAAUGACCUUCAUCCAAACGGAUAAACCAAUCUACCUCCCAGGACAAACGGUGCAUUUCAGAGUCCUCACACUGGAUACCAAGUUAAGACCUGUCCAUCAGCUGUACGAUGUAAUCGUAAUAGAGGAUUCUAACAGCAACAGGAUUGGCCAGUGGCUGAAUGAAACCUCCUCCAAUAGGAAGAUAUUGCAGCUUUCUUACGCCUUGAACUCUGAGGCCCGUGAAGGAGCUUACCAAGUUACUGUGUCAAUUGGGUCUGAAAAUCAACACAGCUUCAAGGUGGAAAAAUACGUUUUGCCUAAAUUUGACCUACAAAUGAAUGCACCUGAUGAAGUAAGCAUUAAUCAGGAAGAAGUCAAAGCUGAAGUCUGUGCAACGUAUACAUACGGACAGCCUGUGCCAGGCAGUGUUGACUUGAAGGUGUGCCGACCUUUUGAUCCCUAUGUUAUACCCCGUGCAAUCACCCCUGAACAUCCAGAGGGAGUCUCUGUAAUCCCGAUGCCUUGCUACGAGGAGACAAAGCAGACGGACAAGAGAGGCUGUGCCACUUUCAGCUUCACAAUGUCAACUUUCACAAGAAUUGCGCAGGAGGCGCUGCAAGAUGUACUGCAACUCAGUGCAAAUAUGGAAGAGGAGGGGACAGGUAUUUCACGCUCCCAAGAGAAGACUACGGGCAUUUCUUAUGUUGUUGGAAAGCUGUCUUUCACCGACACUCCCCAGACUUAUAACAAAGGAUCAAAUGUGGAAGGAGAAGUAAGUGCAUUUGGGGUUUUUUUAAAAAAAAACCCCCUUUUCGGACUUGCGGUGUUCCUGUUUGAGGGUGAAAGGUGGUCAUCGCGUUGGUUACAGAAUCUCACAACCGACGGUGAUGGUGUCGCCGCUUUCUCAUUGAGCACAGCUGCCUUUAAAGGAGACGUCCACUUACAAGUUAGCGACACGCCGACACUGGGCUACAGUCCUUACAGAACGCCAUACUAUGAGUCUAACGAUCACAUGGUGUCUUUGGCCACACCUUCUUCUCCUGAUACGAAGACGGUCAGCUCCCUGGAUGUGAAGGAGGAGGAUGAACCACUCUCCUGUGACGAAGAAGAAGACCUCUCCAUCCAGUACACCAUCGUUGGAGAGGCCCAGGGCUUUAUGGAUGUGAUUUAUCUGGUCUUAUCAAGAGGAGCCAUUGUUUUACAAGGAGUUGAACGGGUGGAAAUCAAAGAUAAAUUGGUGAAUGAGGGCGAGGUGUCCUUGCAGCUGACGGUGUCUCCAGACAUGGCGCCAGACGUCCAGGUCGUGGCUUACGCCGUCCUCCCCAGUGAGACGGUGAUCGCCAACAGCGCGGACUUCUCUACCGAGCAGUGCUUCAGUCAAAAGGUGUCGCUGGCGUUUUCUCCGUCCUCGGCCGUCCCAGGAGAGGAGACCAUCAUGCGGGUUACCACCCAGCCAGAAUCUCUGUGUGGCGUGAGUGCUGUUGACCAGAGCGUCCUCAUCAAGGAGCCAGGGAAGACUCUGAAUGCAGACAAGAUAUUUCAAUUGUUGCCGGUCACAAAAAUGUCCUAUAUUCCAUAUGACGUUGAAGACAGUGUAGAAUGUUUGCCUGUGAGACCGAGAAGAUCUAUUUUGCCGUACCCCAGAGGUGAUGGGACAGCUGACGCUUAUACAGUUUUCCAGAAUGUAGGGAUGAAGAUGGCAACAAACCUGGUUAUCAGAGAGCCUUCAUGCCUCGAAUACAAAGGAAAAGAAUACUACCAGGGCUAUGGUGGCUAUGGCGGCUAUGGCAACUAUGCCAUAAUGAGAGCAGAAAUGGCAGCCCCUGGCCCUGUUGGACUUCCUGUGGCUUUUAAUGGGCCAUCUCCUGAUCAGUCCCCAGUAGAGACGGUCCGCACUUUCUUCCCUGAGACCUGGAUAUGGGACCUGGUGGAAGUUGGAGGGUUUGGAACGAAGAAUGUGUCCCUCACUGUCCCGGACACCAUCACCACCUGGGAGACGGAGGCGUUCUGUCUGUCCCCUCAGGGUUUCGGCUUGGCGCCGCGUAAAAACCUCACGGUCUUCCAGCCCUUCUUCCUGGAGCUCAGCCUGCCCUACUCCAUCAUCCGGGGGGAGCACUUUGAACUGAAGGCAACCACCUUCAACUACCUGACCAGCUGCAUCAUGGUCACUGUGACUCCAGCCCCCUCCUUAGAUUACACCCUCACCCCCCUCUCUGGUGACCAGUACACAUCCUGUCUGUGUGGCAGUGAGCGCAAGACCCUCAGCUGGACCAUGGCCCCCUCAGCCUUAGGAGUUGUAAAUGUGUCGGUGAGUGCUGAGGCCGUGACAUCCCAAAUCUCAUGUGACAAUGAGGUUGUGAGCGUGCCUGAAAGAGGACGAAUUGAUGUGGUCACACGACCUCUCAUAGUAAAGGCUGAGGGAACUGAGGUGACCAACACCUACAACUGGCUGCUCUGCCCAAAAGGGCAAGCUUUGACGGAGGAAGUGGACAUAGAACUCCCUGAGAACAUUGCUGGAUCUGCCCGUGCUUCAGUAUCAGUACUCGGUGACAUCCUGGGCCGGGCUCUGGAGAACCUGGAUGGGCUGCUGCAGAUGCCGUAUGGAUGUGGCGAGCAGAACAUGGCGCUCCUUGCCCCAGACAUCUACAUCCUGGAGUACCUGAGAGACACCCAGCAGCUGACCCCAGCCAUCAGGAACAAGGCUACCAACUUCCUGAUCAGUGGCUACCAGAGACAGCUGAACUACAAAGAUAACGACGGCGCUUACAGCACAUUUGGAGCAGGACCAGGGAACACUUGGCUGACUGCAUUUGUGUUGCGAUCGUUUGCCAAAGCACAGACUUUCAUCUACAUUGACCCAGCGAACAUCGAAGCGUCCGUGACUUGGCUGAAAAGUAAACAACAACAAAAUGGCUGUUUUGAACAGUCGGGGAAGCUCUUCCACACCAUAAUGAAGGGUGGAGUAUCUGAUGAAGUUACUCUCAGUGCCUACAUCACUGCUGCCUUCUUGGAGAUGAACAUGUACAUAGAUGAUCCUGCGGUUCAUGGGCCGGUGAAGGCUAGCUUGUCUUGCCUCAAGGAGUCCAUCAGUGACCUCAGCAACACCUACACCACAGCUCUGCUGGCGUACGUCUUCACCCUGGCAGGAGACAUGGAGACCCGUGCUCACCUACUGGGUCACCUAGACGCUGUUGCGUUACGAGAAGGAGGUUUCCUCCACUGGUCUCAGACAGCAACAGAAACGUCAGCCUCUCUGUCUGUGGAGACCAGCUCCUAUGUGCUGCUGGCUAAACUCAGUGCCUCCCCGACUGCUGAAGACCUGGGCUACGCCAGCCGCAUCGUUAGAUGGCUGACGAGCCAGCAGAACUAUUACGGAGGAUUCUCCUCCACACAGGACACCGUGGUGGCUCUUCAGGCUCUGGCUCUCUACUCCACUCUGGUGUUCAGUCCAGAGGGUUCAAGCACCGUGACGGUCCGGUCUCCCGGGGGCCAGCUGGUGUUUGACGUGAAUCGGAACAACAAACUGCUCUACCAGGAGAAGCAGCUGCAGGACGUGACGGGAAAGUACAGCCUGGAGGUGAAGGGCACUGCAUGUGCUGCCAUACAGAUUUCCCUUGUUUAUAACAUCCCAACUCCUGCUGCUGAUACCACCCUCAGUGUUCUGGUCGAACCAGAGGCCGACUGCACCAGCAAAAUACCCAAACUCAGUCUGAACCUAACAUCCCUAUAUAGUGGAAAGGAGUCCAGUACAAACAUGGUUAUCCUGGAUAUCAAAAUGCUCUCUGGAUUUGUCCCAGACCCAGAGUCUUUGAACAUGCUCAAAGGUGCCCUGCUGGUGGAUCGUGUUGAACAAAAGGAGGAUCAUGUUCUGGUGUACAUACGGGAGUUACAGAAGGACCGAAGAAUCAACCACAGCCUGACGCUCGUACAGGAGUACCAAGUGCAGAACCUGAAGCCAGCCGUGGUCAAGAUCUACGACUACUACCAGCCAAGUGACCAGUCUGAUACAGCAUACAUCAACCCUUGUGUUACAGCUUGAAGAGCAUGUGGUCAGUCCUCACGUCAUCCAGAAGAUGCACAUUAUGUACUAACACCAUGUCUGUUUUGUAUUUCCUGGUUAGUAUUCUGCCACAACCCCUCACAGCUGUGUAACUACUGUCUGAAGUGAAAUGCAUAAUGGAUAAUUAAAUAAAGAAAUAUGACAUCAA
Molecule: messenger RNA, 4685 nt
Organism: Perca fluviatilis (European perch)
Lineage: Eukaryota; Metazoa; Chordata; Actinopteri; Perciformes; Percidae
Product: alpha-2-macroglobulin-like protein 1
Cellular component (GO): extracellular region
Molecular function (GO): endopeptidase inhibitor activity
Source: RefSeq, a predicted model, not a curated record